AUGGAUCCUGCCGCAGAGAAGUCGACCAAUGCUCAAGAGGUCGAGGCCGUCGACCACGAGACUGGAGUACGCAAAGGGCAUGUGACUACCCUCGCGGCCGACGACUUGGACGUUGGAGCCAGUAUCGUGCAGGCUCAAGAAGAUACCCACUAUACCGAGGAAGAAAAAUCCGCUGUCUUGAGAAAGAUCGAUUGGCGCAUCAUCCCGCUGGCAGCUUGGGCUUGUGGUCUUCAAUUUGUCGAUAAGGUUGGGCUCCUCCUCGACAUCUCAAAAUCUAAACCUGAAGGGCCAAGAGUAUUCAUGGUGUGUUUCGGUGAGCAGCAUAGCCAAUACUUCGUCAAUAUCCAGGAUUCCCAUUCUAAACACCGCGAUGGCCAGAUCUUCUACUUUGGCUACCUGGCUGGCUCCUUCGUCUCCGGACGCGGUCUCCAGUACUUCCAUGCGGGAAAAUUCAUCGGCUGUGCAUAUUUCAUCUGGGGUGGCACCCUGUUGGGAUGUGUUGGGGCGCAGAACUAUGCCACGCUGCUGGGCCUCCGCUUUCUCCUAGGGGUUUUUGAAUCGUCCUUGGUUCCUGGCCUCCUCCUCAUCACAACGAUGUGGUAUCGGCAACAGGAACAGUCCCUACGAUUUGGCUUGUGGACAGUGACCAACGGCAUUCUUCCAGUUCCUUUUCUCAUCAUCUACUGGGGUCUGGGACAUGUUGAGUCGGGCCCUUUGACGAGCUGGCGACUAAUCUUUCUGCUCUUGGGCUUGCUGAGUUGUAUCACUGGCGUUCUACUGUACUUCUUCAUGCCGGACUCGCCUGUGUCGGUCAAGUGGUUGACCGAGAGAGAAAAGGCCAUCGCUAUCAAGCGCCUAGUUGAUGAUCAACUGGGUGUUAAGAACACUCAUUUCAAAUGGGAGCAAUUGAAGGAGACUGUGCUCGACUACCGCUUCUGGAUGAUGGUGCUGCAAAUGUUCUUUUCGCAGGCGGCGGGAAAUGUCACCACAAACUUUCUUGGAAUCAUCAUUAAGGGAUUUGGCUACACUGCGUUGAAAGCACAGCUGUAUACGGCGCCGAACUUUGCGGUCCAGGCUGUAACCCAAAUGAUAGUCUCCGCUCCUCCGACGCUGUUGCCACGAUUUCGCAAUUUUAAGCAACCUUUGGUGGCCAUCGCCAGCGUCAUCGCUUUGAUUGGCAUUGUUAUCCUCUAUGUCACCCCUGCUGAGACACAAUACCAAGGACGACGACUGGCCUCGGUAAUCAUCAUUUCCUGCUCCGGAGCAAACUACACCGUCAUCAUGGCUGUUAUUGGCACGAACACCGCCGGGUUCACCAGGAAACAGAUCUCUACCUCGACAGCCUUCUUCCUCUACUGUGUGGUCAACAUUAUAACGCCCCAGACCUUCCUGGGUUCGGAGAGCCCUCGAUAUCACACGGGUCUUGCGUUCGUUCUAAGCUUCCUUUCAAUCUACAUUAUCUUGUCCUUCUCCACAUGGCUCAUGAUGAGACUGGCCAACCGUGCCCGUGACAAGAAGGCUCUGACGAACCCGGCAUAUACUACUGGUGAAGCGAACCUGGACGAGAUGUCCGGUCUAAGAGAUGAGACCGAUUUGAAGAACAAGCACUUCCGUUACUCUGGCUGA
This is a messenger RNA of Cladophialophora bantiana CBS 173.52, 1626 nucleotides long. RefSeq lists its product as uncharacterized. The transcript has 13 exons. The record is from RefSeq and is a predicted model, not a curated record. Lineage: Eukaryota; Fungi; Ascomycota; Eurotiomycetes; Chaetothyriales; Herpotrichiellaceae. Gene Ontology annotation, cellular component: membrane. Gene Ontology annotation, molecular function: transmembrane transporter activity. Gene Ontology annotation, biological process: transmembrane transport. Bases 1 to 1626 code for a protein of 541 amino acids.